Coccinella septempunctata (seven-spotted ladybird) is the source of this 6603-nucleotide messenger RNA. Its product is annotated as transcriptional regulator ATRX homolog. NCBI's taxonomy places the organism in Eukaryota, Metazoa, Arthropoda, Insecta, Coleoptera, Coccinellidae. Gene Ontology annotation, molecular function: ATP hydrolysis activity; ATP binding; ATP-dependent chromatin remodeler activity. Bases 134 to 6283 code for a protein of 2049 amino acids. Gene Ontology annotation, cellular component: nucleus. The transcript has 25 exons. The record is from RefSeq and is a predicted model, not a curated record.
GUCAAAUAUUUUUGGUUAAGUUAACUCCCUUUGUUUUUCAUAUAAGUUGAAUAAUAAGAUAAGAAGAACAAUGAAAUUGAUGAGAAACUGCUAUAAUAAAUAAUAAUAACCAUCAUAUGUGACUCAGGAAUUAAUGAUGUCAUAUAGUGAAUCAAAAGAAAUUUUAAAACAGCUCCGAUUCUUAUCAUUAUGUGUUGAUAGAAAAUGUAAAAAACUACUGAUAUCUGCACCAAACUCCAUUUCCUUAAAAGAACAACUAUUGAAACUGUGUGACUCGAUCAAAAAGAAUUGUGACGAAUUUGAGAAAGUCCUUCGAGGUGGAGUACCUGACCUUAUUGUAAAUCUGAAUCUAUUGGAUAUUAUUGGACCGCAAAGGUGCCAGUAUUUGAAGGAUUAUGAAGUGGAGAAGUUCAAAAAGGAUUUAGAAAGGUUUUCUAAAAACUAUCUAACGGAUUCAAGUGAUCCUGUGCUGGGUAACCUCUAUCAGUUAUUUUAUUCUGACCAGAAUACUAGCAGUGCUGAUUCUUCAAUAAAUCAAAAUGUUACAAGCAGCCCAAAUGUUGAUUCUGCAGUUAGAGAAAUCUUCGGUUCAGACAUUGAGGACCUUAAUUCAAGUCCUUCUACUGAUCGACGGUCGUCACUGGAAAGAACAAAAGUUGCUGAUACUUCUACAGAAAAGGUUCAUAUAAUCUCACAAGUAUCAUUACCGAAUCUAAUAGAUACUUCACUUCCAUCUGUUGAUGAAUUGGAAGCCGCAGAAGAAGCAGCAAAUAUCGGAGACGGUGCAAAUGAAAGUGUAGUAGGUCAAAUAAGCAAAGACCCAUUGCUUGUAGAAAAAAAUCUCUCAGAUUCCAAAGAAGGAUCAUCUGCAGCCACCCCUUCUCAUGAUAUAGAUCCAACAAAUUCUGAGACAAUAAAUGCUGCGAAUCCGUCAGAUUUGGAAAAAGAUGACUUGGAAAAAAUUUCUUCAGACCAGACUUGUCAACCAAAAGUUACUGAACUGCCAUCCCCUGGUCAAGGGGAACUUGAAGAAUGUACAACAGGUUUGGGUGCCCCUGAAUCUGCCAAGGAGGAUCUAGAGAACGUAGGAGAUUGUAGAGAAUUAGCUCUUCUCACAAGUACUAAUUCUAAUUUUAAUGACAUUUCCGAUCCGUCUGAGAAACAUGAAAAUUCACAAGCUGAAAGUGACAAGAUUUCUUCAGAGUUGCUCGAAGAAAAUAAAGAACAGGUCGACGGUGAUGAUAGUUCGCAAAGGCUUAUCAUUGAUGAGGAUAGUAUCGACAUAAAAUCCGAUGGCGACCCAGCCACUAAAGAACAAAACGAAGUGAAUUUGGAAGUUGAAGAGAAAAUAAUUCAAGAUGAAACUUUGGAUCAUUCGGAAAUGAACGUGAAUGAAGAAAAACUUGAUGCUACACAGGAUGUGAAUUUGGAAGUUGAAGAGAAGAUAAUUCAAGAUGAACCUUUGGAUCAUUCGGAAAUGAACGUAAAUGAAGAAAAACUUGAUGCUACACAGGAUGUGAAUUUGGAAGUUGAAGAGAAGAUAAUUCAAGAUGAACCUUUGGAUCAUUCGGAAAUGAACGUAAAUGAAGAAAAACUUGAUGCUACACAGGAUGUGAAUUUGGAAGUUGAAGAGAAGAUAAUUCAAGAUGAACCUUUGGAUCAUUCAGAAAUAAACGUAAAUAACGAAGAACAUGAAGUGAAUUCGGAAGUCGAAGAGAAAUUAAUUCACGAUGAAUCUUUGGAUCAUUCUGGAAUAAACGUAAAUAACAAAGAACAACAUGAUGCUCAACACGUUGAAGUCGCCGAAACAAAAACUGAGGAAAAAGAUUCUCAGUGUGUAACAGUAGAAUCUGCUAUUGAAAGUUUGCAAUCUGAAGGUAGCAACAAAGAGACGAAUGAUGCAGAUGGUAAACAUUGCAAAGAAAGUGAUGGGCGUAGUAGUCAAGUUUCAACUGCCGAUACUGAAAAUUCGAAUCCAGUUAACACCAAUGAAGCUGAAAAUGACAGGGAAAAGAAUAAAUUCUUUGCGGACCUCGGCCUGUCCAAAACCCCAAACUAUGAUAAAAUUCGAUCGAUCAGGGACGAACUAAUGGCGAUUUUCGCAGAGGUGAAUUGUCAAGAGGACAAUCACGGUGUCAUGAGAGAAGUGGCCGAUACUCACGACACAAGCUCUGAUAGCAGUGACGAUGAGGACAAGUAUAGCGACAGUAAGGUGGCUGCUGCUCUGAGGGAACUCGAGGAAGAUUCGGACACCGACAUAGAGAUGCCGUCAGAAACUGACUUGGAUAUGUCGAGCUUCGAUGUAGAUUCAUUCCUGAGCGACCUCGAAGAUGUCGUUGAGUCAAAUCCUCGGGAUAAACCAAAUCGUUCCUUCGAUAGCUUCGUACAAAAAAAAUGCAGCGUUAUACUUGAAAGGAGAGACUUGGAAAUGAUGCGAAAGGAAAUAAUUUCCCAGAAAUCCACCGAAUCAGUAAGAAAAUCUUCGAGAAAAAACUGCUAUGUGGUCUUAGAACUAAUGAACAUCUAUCAACAGAUGGAGAACAACACUGCGGAGAACAAUAGUCGAGAAUGCGAAUUUAAAGAGUGUUCAGUGUUGUUGGAACCUCUGAGAACCGAUGAAAAAAAUUCAGAAGCUGAUGUGGUCAGAAAAACGGUGGAUGAGGACGCUGAAAUAAACAGGUUAUGUCAGUUGUCGACGCUGGAAAAUAAGCGAAAAGCAGUGGACGAUAAAUCAGUCAGGCGAAAGAUAAAACGAAGAAGAAGAAAGAUAGACUUGAGUGGAUCGGAAACGUCGGAUCUGAGUGGAUACACCACCGUGUCUGAUGAUGAGCUGCAGAAGGAAAGAUUGCUGAAAGUCGACGAGGACUACGACGAUAACAUUCCCAUCGAUCCAAACACUUUACUGGCAGAGAUCGUUUGUCAUACGAUACACGACAGUGAUAGCGAUUCCUCCACUGCACUAUCGAGUGAUGAUGAGGAACAAAGAUCUAAAAAAAGAAAAAGCAGCGACUGCAGUAAAAAGCAGAAUGAAGAGGGAACGAGGAAGGAGAAAGAACCGUCUUGGAAGGACGAUCCACUUCUCAGGGGUAGUCUGAACGCGCCCUCCGACAGAGAAAAGAAGGCUGGGGAGACGAGCAGGAAGAGACUUCACAGCAGCGAUGGCGAGGAGGAAUGUAAUAAGAAAAAGAGAAUUAGAACAAGUACCUUGAGCAAGUAUCUGGAUCCAAAUUACAGUGAUUCUUCCACUUACGAUUCGUCAGAUGAUUUUGAAGACACUCCCAAAAUCGGAACAAAUAAGAAAAAACCAACAAAUGACGAUUCAGAUAUUGAAUAUAUUGGUUCGACUAGCAGUAACAUAAUCAAUAUUGAUUCCGACGAAGAGACUGAAAAAAAAAAUUGCAGGAGGAAUAUUUUAUCUGUGUUAUCAACUAAAAGCUUGACUGAAAGUACGCAAAAAGCUGCCGAAGAAGAGGAAGCCAGGGUUAUGAGACUUGAGGAACAGAGGCAUAUGAGAAGUUCGCAGGAAACGACUGGCUCAGAAGAGGGAGGUUUAGUUUUAGACGUGUCUAAAGAUGGUUCCAAAAUUGUAGUGGAUCCCAAUCUGAGCAAAAAGUUAUUCGCCCAUCAGGUAGACGGUAUAAAAUUCAUGUGGGAUGCCUGCUACUUGAGUGUAGACACUUUGGCGACAUUCCAGGGAACCGGCUGUAUAUUGGCUCAUAACAUGGGCCUGGGAAAAACGUUGCAGGUGGUCGCUUUGGUACAUACCUUAUUCAAUCAUCCUGUCACUAAAACCAAACAUGUCCUGGUGGUGUGUCCCUUGUCGACGGUUUCGAGUUGGAAAAAAGAAUUCUUGAACGCUUUGAAAAUAGUUCAAUGUAAGAAGGACAUCAAAAUAUUCACAAUCGAGAGUAAAGAUGAUUCUAGGACGAAGUCCCUCAUGGUCUUACGUUGGAGGAAUAUGAAAGGGGUACUAAUAAUUGGGUAUGAAGCCUUUUCUAGAUUGACCAAACAUGAUACGUCCGCGUUCGUGAAGGAGGCUCUCGUUGAUCCAGGUCCGGAUCUGGUUGUUUGCGACGAGGGCCAUCUGUUGAAAAACGGCAAGGCUCUGCGGACGAGGGCUCUGAUGGAGAUACGAACAAAACGGAGAAUUGCCCUGACCGGAACGCCACUGCAGAACAAUUUAGGGGAAUAUUAUCAUAUGGUGCAGUUUGUGAAACCUAACCUGUUGGGAACGAAGAAAGAAUUCAGCAGGCAGUUCAUCAACCCAAUCAUGAACGGUCAGUACGAAAACUCCCGCGAACAAGACAUCACUUUGAUGAAGAAAAGGACGCACGUGUUGCACAGGCUCUUGAAGAAUACAGUACAGAGAUACGAAGCUACAGAGCUUCAAAAGUACCUGGAGAACAUGAAGGACUACGCGUUGUUCAUCCAACUCCACCCCCUGCAAGAGAAACUGUACAGGUCCUACUUGGAGAUGGCCAGGGGAAGGGUGAACGACAAUUUGAAGAAGACCAUCAAGUCGUUCUUCGUGGACUAUCAGAUAUUGAAGUAUAUCUGCUCGCAUCCGCAACUUCUACACACGAUGGAAGCUCAGAACAUCCAAGGGAAAAAGGGCGCCGCCAUCAAGGAGCACGAGGUGAUCUUCGACGAGCCGGAAGUGCACGAGGUCGAGGGAGUGCCGGAGGAUUGGUGGAAGGGCGAAUGUUCCGACGAGAUAAAGACGAACAUCGAAUUCGGUACCAAACUUCAGGUUAUGAUGGGCAUCAUCGAGGAAGCCGAGAAGAAGGGGGAAAAAGUUCUGAUAUUCAGCAGCAGCUUGGUUGAAUUGAGCAGCGUCGAAUUCUUCCUGAAACUCAGGGGCACCCCCAGCUGUUCGAAUUGGAAAUCCAAAGUGGACUAUUUCAGGAUGGACGGUACCGUGCCUCCGUCGGUCAGAACGACCAUGUGCGAUCUGUUCAACGACGAGAGUAACCGAACAUUGAGGGUGUUUUUGAUGUCGCACAAAGUAGGCGGGUUAGGUUUGAAUUUAGUGGCCGCCAAUAGGGUCAUACUACUCGGGGCUAAUUUCAACCCAUCCCUCGACACUCAGAGCAUCUAUAGGGCGUACAGAUUUGGACAGAAGAAAAACGUGUGCAUCUAUAGACUCCUGUCGAUGGGUACGAUGGAGGAGAAGAUCUACCACAGGUGCGUGACGAAGCUGGCCGUCGCGUCCAGGGUGGUCGACAAGCAUCAGAUCGCCAGGCACUAUAAGAAUUUAGAUCUGGAAGGUCUGUAUAAGGUCGACAUAGAUCUGUCGUUGCAGAGGACCACCCCCGCCAAGCCGGACGACGACAUCCUGUCGGCCAUUCUGCUGAAAUUCGACUGUAUAUACAAGUACCACCAUCACCAGAAACUGCUGGAGAAUAGGCCGGACGAGGAGCUGAACGAGGAGGACCAGAAGAAGGCGUGGGAGGAAUUCGAACAGAUGAACGAAAAAGAAAGAAAUCCUCCCGCGCCUCCCGCUUUUCCCAGUAUACCGAAUAUUGUUCAAAACGUGUGGAACCAAAUUAACAAGUCUCAACUACCUGUUCCUAUGGCACCAGCUGACCCUGCCCGAAGUAGUGGACAAAGUCUUCCAGGUACCAGUAUGUCGUCCAAUCCCCCUCCUAAGGCAGUCGCUCGUAGACUGUCGAUGAACGGGGCCCAAGAGCAAUCUUCCGCCUUGGAUCUGUCGGCAGAGGGCGCCAAAAACCGACCGACGGUAAGCGGCCAACAACAGGUCUCGAACGGGAUGCCUCCGCGUCUGAUCCCGAUCGAUAAGAAGAAGGUAAACGGCGUCAUCGGCCACUUGAGAAAGGUAAACGUCGAUCCGAGGAGAAAAACCGUCACGGGCGUCGAAAACGUCAGAAACGUCAACGUCAACGCGCAGAACGGAAAACCGAAGGCGACCGCGAUCGGCCCUAACCCCUUCGUGCUCGCCAGUAUGAACCGCAGGAAGGGAGACGCGGCAACGUCGACCGCCACCAAGCCGAACUGGAGGACGUCGUCCUCUGACGAUUUCCAGAAGUCUGCCGCAAAAUUGCAGCUGAACUGGGGCAAAAGAACGGUCGAUACGGCCGCACGGACCAAGAAUAAUAAUAAGGAACUUGUAGUGAUCGAUAUUUCGGAGGAUACGAACGACAAGGAGGCGUACGGCGACACGAUCGAGAAGCAGAUCGAGGCGCUCCGUGGAAGGAAUCUGACGGUCACGAAAAAACCAACGAUGCGAAGGGAAGUAACGCCGGCUGUUAUAGAUAUUACAUAGAUGGUUUCGAUGCCGUUAUUUCCAGAAAAAAGGGGAUGAAUUAGUUCCAACGUGAUAAAAUAGGUUAAGGACAAACAAAACUGAAUGUAUAUUUCCAUUAGGUAAAGUUGAAUAACGAUAUAGAGAGUUUUUCAUUUCAAUAAAUAUGUCGUUGAAACUCACAGUUGGGUACUGAAGGAUCAUUCAUCACAAAGACAGAAUGAUCUCUCCAUAUCUUGCCCUCCAAAAAAGUUAAACCUUUAUUAUUAUAUUUUUAUUUAUUCAUAUGCGAUGUUUAUACAAAUGUCAAUAUUUACGAUUAAAUUCUUUAAAAAAAUCAA